GGAACUUGAUGGCUGCAGAUUAGGACGUAACAGGAAUUUCCUAAAACCGCCCUUUCAAUUAUAAGUACCGGCAAACCUCAAUCACAAGCCACUCAGAGUGAGAGGAUUAUAAGCUGGUGUUGGUACGCUCAGAGUGGACUUCAUAUUUCUUUGUUUAUAUUUUCUUUGGUUUGGAAGUAUCUGAGUAAAGAAGAAAAGCCUUCGGUUAAGCAUGUCUCUACAUCAGGUCAUUUGGCCCUGGACCAGACUGUAAAAUGCAAAUUGGUGUGUUCAGCAGAAGUCAUGAGAUAAGGCACAUUUUAGUUUCUUUAUUACACCAGUGACAGCUCUCUCUCUAAGAAGAACAUUUGGAUAAAUCUCCAUACUGUGAAGAAGCUGUACAGCUGCAGUCAUGGGUGAAUGGGGCUUCCUCAGUGGGCUCUUCGACAGCCUCCAGGCUCACUCGCCUAUGCUUGGUCGUUUCUGGCUCUUAAUCAUGCUUGUCUUUCGUAUUUUGAUUCUUGGAACUGUAGCCAGCGAUCUGUUUGAAGAUGAGCAAGAAGAGUUUGCCUGUAACACCCUCCAGCCGGGCUGCAAACAGGUCUGCUAUGACAUGGCCUUUCCCAUAUCCCAGUACAGAUUCUGGGUGUUUCACAUCGUCCUCAUCGCCACUCCAUCUCUGGUUUUCGUCAUGUAUGCCGUGCAUCACAACAACAAGAGGAAAAGCUGCUCCAAAAAUAGUCAGAAUGGCAGCCUGGAUGCCAGAGAAGAACUUCAUUUCAGGAGGUUUUACAUUGUUAAUGUGGCCUUCAGAAUACUGGCAGAGGUUGGGUUUCUUGUUGGGCAGUGGUAUCUGUACGGCUUUAAGGUGGAGGCCCAGUUCCCCUGCAGCCGCUUCCCCUGCCCCUACACAGUGGACUGCUUCACCUCCCGUCCUGCUGAGAAAACAGUUUUCCUCUGCUUCUACUUCAUCGUAGGGGUGAUAGCAGCCAUUUCCAGCUGUGCAGAGCUCCUCUACGGCUCCAUGAAGUGGUUCUGCUCAAGGCAUCCACCCCACUACCAGGAGCGGUACUGCAUCUGUGAGAACAUGCAGAACUUAAAGCAAGAUGAAGCGGGACAGGAUGAGAAACCACAAGGGAAGGAAGUGCCGGGGAGUUUGACCAGCAGUAUGAGGAUGAAGAGGGGGUCGCUGAGGAGCAGUGCGAGCAGGAAGGUCUCCAGCAUCGGACACAAGCCCAGAGGGAAGUAUGUGAGCAGCAAGACCCUCAUGGUUUAAGUGGGGGUCCAAUAAAACAAGCUUUUAUCAGUGACUUUUAACUAAUUCCCAUUAGAUUGUGAGUGACAGAAGUUUAUUUUAAGAAUGACAUGAUUUGUAGGGACUGGGAGACCAGGAAAUGAGCCGAGAUAAGACAGGACUCAAGGCUUUGAUACACAAAAUGUACUGUUGACUUGUUUGGCUCUUAUAUCAUCACAGACCACAAUUAAUCCAGGAAGGGAUAAGACUUUGGGUUUCUCUUGAUAAACUGAUGGCAUUUUUGUUUCCAAGAGAUGGUCCAACACCCUUUGAAAGACAAAAAUCCUCCUCAAACAAACACUCAAGGAGGGUCGCAGUGAUUUACUGGCUUUUAAAAGUGAAAUCAACAUCCUUAAAUAAAGGUGACAGUUGAAAUAAAUGGAGCUAAAUCUCUCGUGCCUUUAAAGUGAAUAUGUUUCUACAUUAGAUAUCUACAUAUUGAUUCCGCCUUGGCUGCUAGCGUUCAUUUGAGAAAUUCCGUCACAACCUUGUAUCAGGUAAAGAUUUUUAGUAUGCAAACCUGCUUUUUUCAUUGUAUCAAGGAUCCUGGAUCAUAAAUGCAUAUCUGAUGUUGGUGACAAAGAAAAUGGCUUAAAAGUUGGUUCAAUUUCACUGAAUUACGAGCAUUUUAAUCAUGGUGACUUUUUUUUGCAUUCAUUGUCAGCUACGACUGCACCUCUUGCAUAUGGUGCCCUUGUGACACAUCUCAGAAGCCUAAUGCAGCAUCUCAGUAUAGAUAUCUAUGUGUAGCUACCACCAAAGAUGGUCAGCAUACCCUAGACAAAGACUGAAAGCAGAUAGUGUUUGUCAAAAAUAUAAAUCAUUUAAGUUAGAUUUCAACAGUAUUUCUUGGGCAGAUAAGAUGACUUUCUUUGGUUAGCUAUCUUAACUCCCAAGCAAAUUUUAAGAAUCUGUGUUAACUAAGCAAUAAAUGCACUACAAAGUAAUGUGCUUCUCUACUCAGAUAACUUAUUUGUUGUAAGAGUAUGUAACACAUUAGAUCCAAGUAAUGCUCUAUUUAAGUUUCUUUUACUGUAAAAGUAAUCUGUUACUGGAGCGAAACCACCAUUAGCAAACUACAAUCCAUCCAAUGCGCUGUUUCUGUUUCUCUCCUCCUUAUGUGUGCCUCACUGCCCACCAGCAGCAAAUGCAGUUUUAUCAGUGCGUGCAUGUGUUCAGCUGACUGAACUAGAGAACUGACAGAGGACUGUGUUGGACAGGGAAUUAUCCCCAUUAUGCUGAGUUUCUGGACAAAAGGGACAAUAUCUUUUCAGAAUCAAAGUUCAAAAUGUCUGAGAAUAUAAAUCUCUUGUCUGAUUUCACUCAACAAAUCUUAAACCACAAAUGCCACAGUAUCCCACAGAUAUCUUAUUCCUGUGUAUAUAUGUAUGUACAUAUGUAUUAAUUAUUUUUGCUUUUGGAGGUAACAACAUACACUAUUAGUCUUGUAAUUUGAUUUCUAAUGACUUUUAGAGAAGAUGCCUUGAUAAACAAUUUCACAAUUCCUAGUACUAACAAAAGCAAAUGUGCCAUGCAAAGAGAGCUACAAGCAGCCUGUAUCACGAUGUGAAAAAUUUAUCAAAGUAGAAUUCUUGCCUCUGUCACACAGCCAAUCAAAGUUUAGAUUUUGGGGCAGCCAAUCAGAUUUCAAGGUUAGUUACGGCCAUGUCCUAGACAUGCUCCUGAUCUGCUGCAGGUUGAAGCUCCAAACUUAGCUGACUUUGGAACCAAUAUGAAUAUGAUUUUAAGCAAAUGUAUCAUUAACGUGAUCUGUUUUUUAAAUGGUGUCAGCUGGCCUGGCAUGCAAGACAAAGGAGGAGUAAAGUAGGUUUUAUAGCGAGGAUUGUACCAAACAGUUAUAUUUAAGUCAGUAGUCUAAAUGUGGCGUCCAGCCUAUGUUUUCACAGUUUAAAAAAAUUGUGCUGGUUUUAUACAAUAUCUGAAAUAGUGGAAAAACCAUGAUUUGAAGGUAUGUUGACACUUUUAUUUUCACAAACUACAUAUUUAUUUUUUCAGCUAAUCAUAGUGUGAGGGUAGAUUUUCAAAAUCAAGAAGCUGAAAUCAGAGUAAUAUGGGGUUUUCUUUGCUAAAAGAUCGCUCUAAGCAGUUUACCAUUCAUUAGAAAAGGUUGGUGAUUCACACAUAACUGAUAAAUGCUUUUUUUUUCAAAAGCGAUAUUUGUACAAUGAUUAGCUAAUAUCAGUGUAAUUAAUGGUGAGACCUACAUUUAUCAGAGUUGUCAUUUUAUCCUUUGUCCCUUUAUUUCCUCUUAAAUAAUCCCUCCUUUAUAGACUUUAUAGAUGUUGUAACUAAAGCUUAUUAACAGCUUUAAGUCUUGUUAAAGGGCUGCAGAGUGUGCAGACCAAAUUCCACUAAAAAAGCUGCUCUUUCAAUAAUUCAGUUACUGAAUUAUGACCUCACAGAACAGCUUUACACUGGCCAAAGUGUCAAUUUUGCAACCUAAACGUCGAUCCUAUGAGCUGCUUAUAACUGAUCUAUAAAGUCUAUGUAAAUGAUUGCCAAUCCAUAAAUACAAUUUGUAGCUGUAACUCCCUUUAAAGGAUACUUUAUCAAAAAAAAAAAUGGGGAGGUUCCACAUGGAUUUUAGACAUAUAUGACAAACUUAAAAUAAAUGCUACUAUAGGAUCAAAUAUAUUACAGAGCAGUGGUUCUCAACUGGUGGUUCAGGACACACAAGUGGGUUACAAGAAAAUGAUUAGCAGUCAAGCUUGACACGUGUGGACACACAUGUGUUGCUCAGCAGCCAAGGUCAAGGGCCUUUUCACCCUGGUGAUAUGCUUGGAAACUUCUGGUGGUUUUCAGGGCCUUGGGGCAUCCAUAGCAUGACCAGGGGCUCCUGGCAACCCUCUACCUGCCCAGCUGUACCUUAGGCCAUGCUUAGUCACCUCAACCAUCCCUUACUUUGCCCUAAAGUUGUGGACUUUAUUUUUUUUAACAGAUUACCCUCCUGUGCCCCUGGUAACACGCAAGGACAUCCAGAGUACAACCAGGGUUGUGUCAAUCCUCCACCUGUCUGAUGGUGCCUUCAGGGGGCUUACUCGCCACAUCUAUGCCUUAAUCCAGCCUCAACUUUUGACCCAGACAUGUUUAAAAGUUGUGCACAGCACUGUACACACAUUUCAAUUCUGUUUUGCCAUGAGAAUGAGCACAUUUUUGUCAUUUUCCCAAGUUUUAAACAUACUUAAAAUCUCUUGAAAACAAAUUAAAUGUAGAUGUUUUCAUGUAUCAUGUAUCAAGUUUUUCUGCUUUAAAACAUGUUAGCUUUGUCUGGACUCCUUUUUCAGUCACAUUUGGUAAAACUUUUCUGAAAUUAUGGCAGUGAUUUCCCAUUAAGGAGGAGUUGGUGGGUCCUGAAGCUUGACCAGUUGAAAACCAAUGUUGCAGAGUAUGAUGUUUUUUUUUUUUUUUCUCCAAACAUCCAUCAUAUUGUGACCUUGGCCAGGUAGUGUGUGUUUCUUUACAGUUUAGUUAAAAUGAGAAACAUCUGAGUGAGUUCAUGUGACGGAAACUGUAUUUCACAGCUUUGUGCUUCAUCUGUCUGGCACGCAGCUUGACUGGUUGUUCUGGUUUUUUUCUUUAACACCAUCAUAAAUGAAUGAAAGAUUAAAAGAGACACUUUGUGAACUCAUGAACCUCUUAUGAGGAGAGUAUCUUUUAUUUUGGUCUUUGAAUUCUUUUAGUAUUGACAGUGUUCAUAAAUUUCACUAUUAAUAUCAAUAAUUUUGUUUCAGUGUUGUUGGGUAAGUAGACUGUCACACAGGAUGCGAUCAGUUUCAUUUCCAACACUGUUUGUUUGGUUUUAGGGAUAUUUCUAAGUUGAUUCAAAUUGUGAUCCCCUCAGACAAGCUGAGUGGCAUUUUUGUGGUUUGUGGUGGCUGUUAAAUAUGAGCUACUUGUCUCUUUCUCUUCCCUGUAUGCAAAGAUUACAUUUUAUUUCCUCUUUGAUUUUCUAUUUUUACAAUCAUACCAGACAUGUCUACUUAUAUAAAAAACAUAACAUCCUUAAAUGUUUUAUAGUCACUGCAGUGAGAAUUUCCUAACCCAGCUACGUGAAUACAUGUUUAAAAUGUUCAAAAACCUAAACUAUUUCUCUGUCCUUGUUUGUUUUUUGCAAUGUGUAAAUUAACAGGACUUUAAGAUGACUGUGCAUCUGAUUGUCCAGCGUUUAUACAAUCAUACAGCCUGCAUGAAAACACAAAAUACAUCUACUGUAGCUCUGUUAUUGUCUAAGAGAAAAUUCUCUGUGCCUUUAUUAAAGAAAUAACGCUCUGAUAAGAUUCAUCUGAUUUUCUUGCUGCCUCCUGCUUCACCUGCAGAGCAGAAACAU
Molecule: messenger RNA, 5621 nt
Organism: Cheilinus undulatus (humphead wrasse)
Lineage: Eukaryota; Metazoa; Chordata; Actinopteri; Labriformes; Labridae
Product: gap junction delta-3 protein-like
Exons: 2
Coding region: 392-1255 (287 amino acids)
Biological process (GO): cell communication
Cellular component (GO): connexin complex
Source: RefSeq, a predicted model, not a curated record